Messenger RNA from Rhagoletis zephyria (snowberry fruit fly), 1701 nucleotides. RefSeq names its product serine/threonine-protein kinase RIO1-like. NCBI's taxonomy places the organism in Eukaryota, Metazoa, Arthropoda, Insecta, Diptera, Tephritidae. Gene Ontology annotation, molecular function: ATP binding; protein serine/threonine kinase activity. The record is from RefSeq and is a predicted model, not a curated record.
AUGGGCACCACCGAGACCGAGAACCAGUUCAGCGAUGCCUUCGAGGUGGAGGGCCAAUCUUCAGAGGCGGAGAACAAAGUCAGCCAACUGCUGGCGAAGCAGCAGCUGCGGGACAGUCCAGAUGAAGCGGAAGAAGACGUUGACGACGACGACGAUGAUGGCGUUGAAGAGCUGUUCUUUGAUGACAAUCAACUGAAGCAGCAGGCGAAACGGGAGCACAUCCAGACGGGCAACUACCAGCCGAACUUGAAAAAGUUCAGCAAGUACGAGGACAAGAUCAACCUGGACUCGUACAAUGUCACCAAUAAGACGUGGAACCUGCUCAAUGUGACGGACAAGAAGAUCUUCGAGGAGCGGAAGCGCAUCAAGGACAAGUGCGACCGAGCCACCGUGGAGCAGGUGCUUGACCCGCGCACGAGGAUGAUUCUCUUCAAGCUGAUCAACCGCCGCUACAUUGAGCAGAUCAACGGCUGCAUCAGCACCGGCAAGGAGGCCAACGUCUACCACGCCACAUCCAGUGAGGAAGGCGGCGUCGACAAGGCCGUGAAGAUCUACAAAACCUCCAUUUUGGUGUUCAAAGACCGCGACAAGUACGUGUCGGGGGAGUUUCGCUUUCGCCACGGCUACUGCCGCCACAACCCCCGGAAGAUGGUGCGCACCUGGGCGGAGAAGGAGAUGCGCAACCUCUGCCGCAUCUACCAGUCAGGCAUCAACUGUCCGAAGCCGCAGGUGCUGCGCAGCCACGUCCUGGUGAUGGACUUCGUGGGCAAGGACGGCAUUCCGGCGCCGCUGCUGAAGGACUGCGGCAACCUCAGUUCGGCAAAGUUCAAGGAGCUCUACCUCGAGUGCAUCCUCAUCAUGCGGAAGCUCUUCAACGAGUGCCACCUGGUGCACGCCGACCUGAGCGAGUUCAACCUGCUCUACCACAACUCCUCCAUCUUUGUCAUCGACGUCUCGCAGUCGGUAGAGCACGACCACCCCUCGGCGCUGGAGUUCCUCCGCAAGGACUGCACCAACGUCAACGACUACUUCGGGCGGCGGGGCGUCCUCACGAUGACCACCAAGGAGCUCUUUGACUUUGUCACCGACCCGAACAUCACCGAGAAGAACAUCGACCGGUACCUGGAGCGGGCGCAGCAGCUGGCGGCGGAGCGCGCCGAGGAGGGCGGCCAGGGGGCGGAGGAAGCCCUUGACGAGGAGGUCUUCAAGCAGGUCUUCAUUCCGCAGCGGCUCGACCACGUGGCGCACUACGACCGAACGCAGACGAACCGCGAUCAGACGCACUACAAGACGCUGGCCGGACUGAAGGCAGAUCUCAGUGGGGCUACGACAAAGCCGGCGCUCUUGGCGGCCGCCCACAACGAGGACGAUGAAUCCUCCUCCUCCUCCUCUUCUUCGGAUGGCGAAGCCUCUCAGUCAGGAAGCGACGAGGAAGGAGGUCACCACNUGGCGCACUACGACCGAACGCAGACGAACCGCGAUCAGACGCACUACAAGACACUGGCCGGACUGAAGGCAGAUCUCAGUGGGGCGACGACGAAGCCGGCGCUCUUGGCGGCCACUCACAAUGAGGACGAUGAAUCCUCCUCCUCCUCCUCCUCUUCUUCGGAUGGCGAAGCCUCUCAGUCAGGAAGCGACGAGGAAGGAGGUCACCACCAGCACGCCGGUCGGCCAAAGGACGAAACGGCCGAGGAGAAAAGG